Molecule: messenger RNA, 5324 nt
Organism: Manihot esculenta (cassava)
Lineage: Eukaryota; Viridiplantae; Streptophyta; Magnoliopsida; Malpighiales; Euphorbiaceae
Exons: 9
Coding region: 791-4939 (1382 amino acids)
Source: RefSeq, a predicted model, not a curated record
UCUCAAAGGUAAUAGUCUCCGUAAUCCCCAAUUCUCGUUCCCAAACACCCCUCUCUCUUUUCUCCCUCUGUCUCUCUCUCUCUCUGUAUCCACAAAACCUAAUAUUGAUCACCUCCAUCCUCUUUCCUGCACCAUUUCAUUUAAUGCUCCAAUCUUUCAUCCCUCCAAGCGCGCUUCUACUCUCACUUUUGAUUCGCCGAAACCUCACCAUUUUCCAGGAUUCACAACUUUUCUUUAGGGUUUUCAUAAUCUGACGCUAUUUUGUAUCACUAAUUUUGUUCCUCUUUCAUCCCUUGUAGUUUUUUUUUUUCUUUUUUUUAUAAAUAUUUGAUCUCUAGGGUUUUCUUUUUUGUUUAUAUGCUUUGUAGAUUUCAUUCAUUGCUUUUAUACCCCCUUUUUUUCUAUUUUUCGGAUACUUCUAAGUUUUUGAAAAUUGAAGUGGCUUCCCUGAAAUUUCUUUAGGUUUCUCUACUUGCAAAUAUUUGUUUCCCCCAAACCCAAAAAUUUGGCGGAAAUUACCCUACUUGCCAUUUGGCUACCGGACGGAUUAUACCAUCUGGGGCUUGUUCUUAAUCUGAAAGUUUCCUUCUUUGAACACGGAUUCUCUUUGGAAUCACAAUCUUAGAAAAUUAAUCAACUAUCUUUUUGUUCCUCCUGCUGUUGUUGUUCUACCCGAUUUUCCUUUUUAUAUGCAUAUGUCUGCAUAAGUGCUCUUGUUUUGGGGUAGGAGUUGGCUUUGGGUAUCGGUUAUUGCAUAACGGGUAAAAGAAGGGAAAGGGCCUAGGAUUGCAUGGGCGAGCAUGAGAGGCUAUUGCCAAACGGCCUAUUGCCUAACGAAGCGGCCUCUGUGAUCCGAUUGCUUGACUCGGAGCGAUGGUCGAAGGCCGAAGAGAGAACUGCAGAGCUCAUUGCCUGCAUUCAGCCCAACGAGCCCUCGGAAGAGCGCCGAAAUGCUGUAGCCGAUUAUGUACAGCGGCUUAUCAUGAAGUGUUUUCCCUGCCAGGUGUUCACUUUUGGGUCUGUACCUCUUAAGACUUAUUUGCCUGAUGGAGACAUCGACUUAACAGCUUUCAGUAAAAAUCAAAAUAUGAAAGAUACAUGGGCUCAUCAGGUUCGUGAUAUGCUGGAGAAUGAGGAGAAGAAUGAGAAUGCUGAAUUCCGUGUCAAAGAGGUUCAGUACAUUCAGGCAGAAGUGAAGAUUAUUAAAUGUCUAGUGGAAAAUAUUGUGGUAGACAUAUCUUUUAAUCAGCUUGGUGGGCUAUGCACCCUUUGUUUCCUUGAGGAGGUUGAUCAUUUGAUAAAUCAAAACCAUUUAUUCAAGAAGAGUAUUAUAUUGAUAAAGGCAUGGUGUUAUUAUGAAAGUCGCAUUCUUGGGGCUCACCAUGGCUUGAUUUCCACAUAUGCUCUGGAAACCUUAGUUCUUUAUAUAUUUCAUGUUUUCAACAAUUGCUUUGCCGGACCCCUUGAGGUUCUUUACCGUUUUCUUGAGUUCUUCAGCAAGUUUGACUGGGACAACUUUUGUGUUAGCCUUUGGGGUCCCGUGCCCAUCAGUUCACUUCCAGAUGUAACAGCGGAACCUCCGCGAAAGGAUGGUGGAGAGUUAUUGUUAAGCAAAUUGUUUCUUGAGGCCUGCAGUGCAGUAUAUGCUGUUUUCCCUGGUGGCCAAGAAAAUCAAGGGCAACCUUUCAUGUCCAAACACUUCAAUGUUAUUGAUCCUUUGCGUGUGAACAACAACCUAGGACGCAGUGUUAGUAAAGGUAAUUUCUUUAGGAUACGUAGUGCAUUUGCAUUUGGGGCUAAGAAGCUGGCAAGGUUACUUGAUUGCCCAAAAGAAGACAUUUUUUUUGAAGUGAAUCAAUUCUUUAUGAACACCUGGGACAGACAUGGUAGUGGCCGGCGUCCUGACGCACCCAGAAAUGAUCUGUGGCGCUUGAGAUUGUCAACUCCUGACCUUUUACAUGGGGCUGAUAAUCUUAAGAACAGUUCAAACAGCAGAAAUUCUGGUCGUGAAGCUCAAGUUGAUGUGACACAUAGUUCACAUGGUGUUCCGUCUCAGCAUGUUAAAGAUAACUCAUCCAGAAGUAGCGAAGUUUCUGUAGCUUCUCGCAGUCAAAGCCAGAAGACUUGUAUUAAUCUGAAUAACACAAGGAACUCUGAUCAAUCUAGAAAGGACAGCAGUUCCAAUCAGGGUCUGCAUGCUGAGAAAAACCAAAGAAGUACUAAACCUGAUAACAUUGUCAAUGAUCUACAGGGAAGGUACCUUUUUGCAAGGACACGCUCUAGUCCUGAGCUUACUGAGACUUAUGGUGAAGUCUCUUUUCAGGGAGGGCAUAGCAGGGCUCAAGAAGCUGGAAAAGGCCAGAGCCCUUCUGUUAGGUUAGAUACCAGGAGGAAAAACCUGGAAUCUGAUAAUUUGGGAAGCCAUGGUGUUAGAUCUUCAACUGAUGAUCCUUCAUCCAUUAGGCAUGCUCCAUCCCGUCAAAGCCUUGAUGCUGCUGGUGAUUCUAACAGUGGCUCAAAUAGUUACCAUGAGGAUUCAGGCCUAGGUUCUACUGGUGAAGAAUUUGCUUCUGUCCUAGGGACACAAGGGAUGCAUCAGGAGGAGCAAGAUUUUGUGAACAUGAUGUCAUCUUCCACAGGCCUCGGUUUUAAUGGACAGGUCAAUCUUCCAUUGAAUUUGGCAUCAAGUCAUAUGCCUCUUUCAAUCUCACCCUCUGUUCUAGCUUCAAUGGGAUAUCCUCAGAGAAACUUGGGGGGGAUGAUACCAAUGAUGGAUAAUCCUUGGGGCACAAAUAUGCAAUUUCCCCAAGGCUUGGUUUCUUCACCAUUAAAUCAUUAUUUUCCUGGCUUAGGAUUGACCUCAAAUACAGAAGAUUCAGUUGAACCCGGCAAUGAGAAUUUUAGUUCUGUGGAAAUGAACCUGAGUGAGGCUGAUCAUAAUUACUGGCAUGAGCCACAAAGGGGCGCUGCCAGUGGGUUUGAUCUUGAAAAUGGAGGUCUUGAUAUUCAUCAAUCGGAUGAUAAUAAGCAGCAGUCCGCAUCAGCUAGCUAUAACUUUGUUCCUUCAUCCCAGUUAAGUGGCACUGUUAGCUCUUUGAGAGUUCAACAGAAGUUCACCAAAGAAUCCCGAGGGUCAAUGAAGGAAGAUCACAUUGAUACUCUGCCAUAUCAAGAAAACAGGGCUUCUGAAGUUUUCUUUGAUGAUAGAAUUACAGGUUCAAGGAUUUCUCCUACUGUGAAUACUACUUCUCUGAGAAGUAAAACCUCUUCUGAGAGCUCAUGGGAAGGAUCACCUGCAAAGGCAGCACCAAAGUCAACUAGAGAAAAGAGAAACAGGAAAACAACUUCUUCUGUAGUGCCAUCUGCCGUUUUUGGGAAAGGUAAGAAUGUGUCUGAACAUUCCUCCAAUCAGGCAGAAGAUGAAAGCAAAGAGCGGAAUCUACUACCCACUAUGGGCCCUGAAAUGACUGAAAGAAACAUAGUACCUCCGUCAGCUGCUGCUGUGCAUGUUCCAAGGCAUCAGAUUCCUGGAUAUGAAACAGCACAGACAAGUGGAUCUGAGUCAUUGAUACCUAUUGCUCCAAUGCUUUUAGGUGGUGGUUCAAGGCAAAGAACUACGGAUAAUUCAGGGGUUGUUCCUUUUGCAUUUUAUCCUACUGGACCUCCUGUUCCAUUUGUUACCAUGCUUCCAGUGUACAACUUCAAUACUGGGACAGGAACUUCUGAUGCAUCAACAAGCCAAUUUAAUGUUGAGGAGGUCGUAGAAAACAACGAUUCUGGUCAGAAUUUUGAUUCAUCUGAAGGACUUGAUCAAUCUGAGGUGGUAAGCACUUCUAAUUCUAUGAGAAGGCCUGCUGAGCCAUUGGAGCACAAAGCUGACAUUCUUAACAGUGAUUUUGCUAGCCACUGGCAAAACUUGCAAUAUGGGAGGUUUUGCCAAAACUCACGGUAUCCCACGCCUUUGGUUUAUCCAUCACCUCUGAUGAUGCCACCUGUAUAUUUACAAGGCCGUCUUCCAUGGGAUGGGCCUGGGAGACCUCUUUCAACAAACAUGAAUCUUUUUACACAGUUAAUGAGUUAUGGACCUCGCCUUGUUCCUGUUGCUCCUCUUCAGUCUGUUUCUAAUAGACCUGGGGGUGUUUAUCAGCAUUAUGUUGAUGAAAUGCCAAGAUAUCGCAGUGGGACUGGGACCUACCUGCCUAAUCCUAAGGUAUCUGUUCGGGACCGUCAUUCUACGAAUACCAGGAAGGGAAAUUACAGCUAUGAUAGAAGUGACCACCAUGGUGAGAGGGAAGGGAACUGGAAUGUUAAUUCGAAGCCUCGAGCUUCUGGGCGUGGCCGCAACCAAGCUGAGAAGUCAAGCUCAAGGUCGGAUCGGUUGGCAGCAAAUGAGAGCCGAACUGAUAGGACAUGGGGUUCUCAUAGACAUGAAACUUUUCCUUCAUACCAAUCUCAGAAUGGUCCAAUCCGUUCAAACUCCUCACAGAAUAGUGCUGCUAAUUUGGCAUAUGGCAUGUAUCCACUACAGUCCAUGAAUCCUGUAGUUUCAACGAAUGGACCUACAUUUCCACCUGUUGUCAUGCUAUAUCCUUAUGAUCAUAGUGCUGGAUUUGGAUCUCCUGCAGAACAGCUUGAGUUUGGAUCUCUUGGGCCAGUUGGUUUCUCAGGCGCAAAUGAGAUAUCACAUUUAAAUGAGGGAAGCAGAUCAAGUAGGGGAUUUGAGGAUCAAAGGUUUCAUGGCAGCUCUGCACAGCGGUCUUCACCAGAUCAGCCAUCUUCACCUCAUCUUCAGAGAUCAGUGGUCCAAAGGAAUUAUCAGUUGAAGGAUGAGGAUUUCCCACCUCUUGCAUUUAUGAACCAAGCAGGAAGCGAUGGUGGAAGAAACUACAGUGAGAAACCCUCCAGUUACCAGGCCUUUGUGAUCUCACCUCAUUCAUAAAAAGGGAGAACUUGUGGGAGUCAUCAGAUACUCCUGGAAAGCCACCCCUUGCUGGUUCGUGCUUGUUUGUACACUAAUCAUUUGCUAACCUGCCCUAUUUACGUGGAUGUAGCAGUUCAGCGGCAAGGGGGGAUGCAAGACACGGUGAUUAGGUUUUAAUUAUAGGGUUCAAACACAUUGUAACUCCACUGAUGUAGAAGCUCGCAGGUCUAGAAUCUUAGGAUUUUACGAUGUUAUAAAUUUAUUCUCCCUGGAUUUUGUACCAGUGUAUUAGGGAUUUUGAUGCACAAGCUCACAGAGCAUCUUUUGUGGACUCUUGCUUGAAAGAUCAACAUUGUAGCUAUACCCCGGUCAAAGAUAGAUGAAAAAGAUCAUUGUUUCAAUA